AUGAAACGCCAGAUGGCCAACCCGUACGAGUAUCAUCACGAGCUCGGUAUCUAUUACACUCGCGUACACAAAAACAUAAUCGUCGGCUCGCAACCGCAAACUCCCGCUGACAUCGACCGGUUACAAAAGGAAGAAGGCGUUAAAGUGAUUCUCAACCUCCAGCAAGAUCAUGAUAUUAGCUAUUGGGGUGUGGAUAUUGGAGGUAUUGUGAAGCGGUGUAAGGAAGUGGGGGUGGAGCAUCACAGGCGGCCGGCAGUCGAUUUUGACCCCAACUCACUAAGACGCGAACUUCCCCGGAUGGUUGCGGUUAUUGCGAAAGCUGUAGCGGAAGGGAAAACUGUAUACGUGCACUGUACUGCGGGUUUGGGGCGUUCGCCUGCUGCUGUUAUCGCGUAUCUUUUCUGGUUCUCCGAACCGAAGAUGGACCUGAACGCGGCGUACGAGCACGUUACAUCUCUCCGGCCGUGCGGGCCCAAGAAGGACGCGAUCCGGGGUGCGACGUACGACUUGGCCAAGAACAGUCCGUACCAACCGCAAUUCGAGCAUCUGCCCGAUUUCGCAUUCACUGACGUGGCGCAGUGGGAGCGCGACCUUAUCCGCCAACGGGUCUGGGGAUUGGUUUAA
Messenger RNA from Closterium sp. Yama58-4, 624 nucleotides. NCBI's taxonomy places the organism in Eukaryota, Viridiplantae, Streptophyta, Zygnematophyceae, Desmidiales, Closteriaceae. The record is from the annotation of a GenBank genome assembly.